Messenger RNA from Xyrauchen texanus (razorback sucker), 1498 nucleotides. It is a transcript of the gene snrnp48, whose product is annotated as small nuclear ribonucleoprotein 48 (U11/U12). Lineage: Eukaryota; Metazoa; Chordata; Actinopteri; Cypriniformes; Catostomidae. The transcript has 6 exons. The record is from RefSeq and is a predicted model, not a curated record. Bases 66 to 680 code for a protein of 204 amino acids.
AUUGGCCACAAGGCAGCAAUCGUCAGCAAGCAAGAGCUUUGUUUUCAAACACAUUUAAAUGUAAAAUGUGUGAAACAAAUUUUUCAUCGGGUCUCCAAGAGCGCAUACAGUGUUUACAGGAGCUCACAGAAUUCGCUGAAAGUUGUCAGGCAGAACUGGGGGAUUUGUUUGAGGCGUUGGGAUGGAAUCAGGAAGUAGACACACUUGCAGUGCAGAUGGAGGUUUGUCCAAACAAUCCAAACCACACAGUACCACAGGACAGGAUGGAGAAACACAAAGCUGCCUGUCUUCUCAGCCAACUGGCAUACUCGAAAGAGGAGCAGGCUGAAAUGUGUGAUCCUUCAGUAUACUACGAGAAAGCCAACAUUCCUACCAUAACUAUGGAUAAAGAUAGACAGCAACAAGUCAUCCUGCAGGCCCGAGCCAAUGCUACUCCCAUGAGAUCUACAGGACACUAUGCACAGAGUGAUUUCUCUGCAGAUCCUCCUGAUGUACCCCAGAAUCAUAAACGAGCAAUAUGUGACCUCACGGUGGCCGACCGAUUGGCCCUAUAUGAUCAUGUGGUACAAGAGGCCAGUCAACAGAGUACACGGAGCGAGUACAAAAAUGAGGAUCUUUAUGUAGAUCUUGUUGCUAAGCUUAAAAAAGGUACAUGCAAUUUUUUUCUCUGUCAACACUAAUCCUCACUUAUUAAGAGUAUGCUUUAAUCCAUUAUAUUAGUAUUAGUGGAUCAGUGGCAGAAAUAAAUAAUGUUUUCACCUGAAGUUGCUGGAAUUUAAUUUUUUACCUUUUAAAUGGCAAGUUUCCAGCCAUUUAAAAACACAAAGUGUGUCAUAAUUUGUGUGAAACACUUCAAUUUAAUAAAUUAAUGGGGGAAAAAAAUUCUCAAUUUGAACCACUUUGGCCAUUAUCUCUAUAAAAUGAAAGUAAACAUUAGGCCUAAAAUUUCAAUGAAUAUAAGUAAUUGGCCUGGACUCGCUGAGUCUAGAGGCAGAGCUGCACCAUUGGGCCCAUUGAUUCUGGAAGUGGAGCUGCACAACAAGGCCUACUGAGCCCUGAGCUGGAGCUGCACCACGAGGCCUAGUGAUCCCAGAGGUGGAGCUGCAUCAUGGCUGCUAUUUAAACAAGACAUUGCUCUAUGAAUGCCAAUGUGGCAUUUUAGGUUGCUCUCACAUUAUAAUCUUUCUGGGAAUUUUGUCACCAUUCCCCAUUAUUUGCUGACACUCGUAUGGACAGUAUUUCUUUAGGCAGCACCGUUUACUUGAUGGUACCGUAUAGAUGCUGCAUAAGUAAAGAAUGAUGCAUAACUAUCUGUACUGAAAGCUUUGUGUGAAAUCUAUUCUGUAAAAGAGGAACAAAGUGGACCAAAGUCUCACCUGGAGGUCUUGGCUGAGAUGAGAGACUACAGGAGGCGCCGGCAGUCUUAUAGAGCAAAAAAUGUUCACAUCACCAAGAAGUCUUACACAGAGGUAAUUCGAGAGGUGAUUGACGUGCACUC